CUCCGUCAUUCAACCUUUUCAAAAUGAGCUGUUAAAAAUAAUGCAUUUACAAAGGCGUCUUUUUCACUUAACAGUUCUUCUACCUGGCAAAAGGAACCGGAAUAUAUGGACAAGGAAUGUGUGAAUUUUUAUACAAUUAUUCUUUGUAGGGUAUUCAAAGGAGUUUCUUGAUAGAAGUCUUUGGAUUUUAACCAAAAACAUCUACGGUUUUGGUUGACAAUUAAUACCAAGUGAUCAGUAAAUAACUAGUUUUUAUUUGUUUAUUCAGGUUAUGGCAGAAAGGGCAUCAUUGAAUUAAAGGGAUUAAAAGCUGUUCAAGAGUAACAAGUGCAUAUGAAGUGACCAGUGUGUGGAGGACACUGUGCAAACAACCCAAGAGGUAAAGUGUGGCGGUACAUUAUGGUUUGAUGAGGGAACGAUAAUUUCAAGAUGACUUGUGUACAGUUGGCAGAGCAGUUGCACCAGAUUAUUUGUGAAGGCAAUUAUCCAGAGGUCAGGAAUUUACUGGAUCAUGUUGUGGACCCCAGGGCACUGCAAGAAGUUGAGGAACAGUUUUCUGAUAGAGAUCCAGUAGUGUGUGCUAUUGAUAACAACAAAGAAACAAUUGCUUGUUAUUUGGUGGAGAAAGGCUUUACAAUUUUAAAUGAAUAUCAGUUCCCAGACAAAACGUGUGAUCACUGGUGCUAUUCUGACCAUGGAGACAUUCGCUGCCCUGUGUCAGCCUAUGAUGCCAGGGACUUGGCACAUACAAGAGGCCUUCUGAAAGUGCGAGACUUGAUAGAUGACAUCAGAAAAUGUCGCAGGAAGCCAGGAGAUGGCCUACAGCAAGCACCUACUCCUCUAAUUGAAAGAGAACCUAGUCCUGUUAAGAAAGAAAGAAAGUCUGCCAUGUCAUCCAGACUUAAAAAAUCCCAGGGAGUUGGAGACAUUGCCAGAAGUCACAUUCAAAAUUUAGGACCUGAUUACAAAGAUAUGAAUGGCAACUCUCUUCUUCAUCAAUUUGUGGAAGGUGAUGUCACUGUGCUGUAUGCCUUGGCUAGUGGAGGGGUACCUGUUAACUCUCAAAAUAAGAAUGGUGAUACAGCUCUCCAUCUUUCUGUGCGAUCUGGCCAAAUAGGGGCCACAGAAAGCCUGCUUCAAUGUGGAGCUGAUUUUAGUAUAAGAAAUAAGCUUGGUCUGACUCCACUGGAUGAGAGUAAUGGCAAACUGAAAGAGCUUUUGAACAGGUAUAAGCCUGGUUUGGUUCAAGCUAUUCUUGAUGGCAACACUACAGCUGUUGGCAGGCUCAUAGAUCAGUGGUGCAAUGUCAAUGCAGUUGUCAAGGAAGGAAAGACAGUGCUAGAAUAUGCCAGGAGCUUGUCUGGGAAAAUACCAACCAUUCUGAAAUGUUACAAUGAUCUCAAAAGUUUUCAGCCUACCAGUGAACUUAUACAUGCAGUGCUUGCUGAUGACUUGGCUAGUGCAAAAACAGUUCUUAAAACAAAGAAAAGCUGUAUUGUGAAUAAAGGAUUCAAGGGUCCUCAGGGUACCACACCCCUUGCAUGUGCCAUCAAAUGCAAUAACUUGGAGAUGGUCAAGUUGCUGGUGGAGCAUGAUGCAAAGAUUGCUGUCAGAGUCAAGGAGAGGGAGGAGGAUGAAUGCAGAGACACAAUGCCCCUAAUUAUGAAGGCUCUUUCACCAAAAGAACAUUUGGAUGUAGCAAAAUAUCUUCAUGCCUGUGCCCGUUUAGAAGCAGCUGAGAAAGACAAGGAUGGCAAUACAUUGCUUUUGAGAGCAAUCCAGGAUGGCUGCUCAGUGAAAUGCAUAGAAUGGUUAAUAAAUGACAUGCUGGGACAAAACCUAGUGGAACGGACUAAGAAUGGACUUACACCAAGAGAACUAGCAUUUAGCCUAGGAAAACAUGAUAUAGUUCAAGCUAUUGAUAAGAUUGUCAUAAGGCUAGUUGGUUUUCAGUUUGUGAGAACGCUUGUGGCAUGUUUUUAUGGCUUUGCAAAUUUCCAAAUUAAAGACAGUGAGACUGGUGAAGCCCUGUUGCAGGUAGCUAUGGAGAUUGGGAGUGAAGAGGAUAUGUUUGCCAUUAGUCACUGCUCUGAAAUUGAGGACAUGGCAGUCCAGCUUUUUCAUGCAGCAGCAAGGGGAGAUGUUGCACAAGUUGAGAAAUUGAAUACAGCUGAAUAUGUAGACAAGAAUGGCUAUACAGCAUUAAUACGGGCAGUGGUCUUCAACCAGCUUCCAGUGGCAGAGAAAUUGAUCAUCAUGAGACCAGUGUUAAAGAGUAUUCCAGAUAAUUGUAACCGGUACCCACUCCACUAUGCCUAUGCCAUGCCUGAAAACAUAGGAAGACCAUUUGUAGAAUUAUUUCUGCAGAGAAAUCCUGAAGAUAUUGAGAAGAAAAAAGACUGGCUGGGCAGAGAAGCAGCAGAGUACCAAGCAAUGAGAAAUACCCCAGAGGUCUUGGAUAUGUUGAACAAGGCCAGGACACUGGAUGCCUAUGGGAAACCAGGACCCCCACUAGCACCUGUUUUGAUAAAUGGUGUCUAAUGCUUAUGUCCACUGAUGCAUCUGAAGGAUUCUACAGUUACUGACGAGUCUGUUAGUGCCCCAUGUUAUUCAAUAUUUUAUGGUAAAAGUUAACUGCAGUAUUCCAUGCUGCAACCUAGUGAUAGUAUCUGUCCUGUUGUUACAUUUUUGUAUGAUGUAAAGAGUCUAGACUGUCUGGGAAUGAACUGAUUGAAAGUUAUGAUGCAUUUAAGAGAAAAAAAUAUUUACAUGUACUUUGGAGCUAAACCUGGCACCCCGAGUUUCAGAGGAUGCUGGAAACUGCUGGAAACUCCUCUCAUCUCUUUCAAAACUGUAUGUUUGAUAAAAGCGAGAUGAUCAAUUGCUGGACACAACGGAGGCAUUCUGAUAGUAGAGAGGUGAAUUUCCAGUGACCUCUGAAACUCAGUGUUGCUUGGUCAAUUGAUGAUAAUUUAUAGUGAUAUGCAUUUUAAUGUUAAAAGUUUUCAUAAUGUGUCAAAAUGUGAGUUGUAUCAUUGUGCACUAAAUGUAUGUGAUAUUUAUGCUUCCAUGUGCCUUUUUCAAGUUUUUAAAAUCAGUUUACAUGUUUUAUAUAUUUAUAUUGAACAAAAAUAUCCAUGCAUGGAUACAUAAUGCAUGUCCACUCAUGAUGUAAAGAAAGUGU
This is a messenger RNA of Lingula anatina, 3184 nucleotides long. RefSeq lists its product as uncharacterized. The record is from RefSeq and is a predicted model, not a curated record. NCBI's taxonomy places the organism in Eukaryota, Metazoa, Brachiopoda, Lingulata, Lingulida, Lingulidae. Gene Ontology annotation, molecular function: protein binding.